GCCUGCCAGCUUGCUAGCUUGCCUGCCCGGCGCCACGCAAUAGAAGGCGCCAGGGGACGCGGAGCGGCGAGAGGCGCGCGGCCCCGGCCAGCUCUGUCUCCGGGGUUAGCGCUGCGGCCGUGGCGGAGGACGACGGUGACAAGGACGAGGGCCGCUCUCCCUGCUCCCUGCUUGCGGCGCCGCUCCGCUCUGCUGACCGGCCCUCGGGAGUGCAGGCUGGGAGGCGGGAUGGAGUGAUAGGGAAGAUGUUUGUGGAUUCUUCUGUGGGAUCAGAGGGCACGCCUAUUGUAAUCAGAAAACUCCAAGUAUAGCAGCAGGGAUGGAUGAACAGGCUCUUUUAGGGCUAAAUCCAAAUGCUGAUUCAGACUUCAGGCAAAGGGCCCUGGCCUAUUUUGAGCAGUUAAAGAUUUCCCCAGAUGCCUGGCAGGUGUGUGCAGAAGCUCUGGCCCAGAGGACAUACAGUGAUGAUCACAUUAAAUUUUUCUGCUUUCAAGUACUAGAACAUCAAGUUAAAUACAAAUAUUCAGAACUAACUACUGUUCAACAACAACUGAUUAGGGAGACACUCAUAUCUUGGCUUCAAGCUCAGAUGCUGAAUCCCCAACCAGAGAAGACCUUUAUACGAAAUAAAGCAGCCCAAGUCUUCGCCUUGCUUUUUGUUACAGAAUAUCUCACUAAAUGGCCCAAGUUUUUUUUUGACAUUCUCUCAGUAGUGGGCCUAAAUCCAAGGGGAGUAGAUCUAUACCUCCGAAUUCUCAUGGCUAUUGAUUCAGAGUUGGUGGAUCGUGAUGUGGUGCAUACAUCAGAGGAGGCUCGUAGGAAUACUCUCAUAAAAGAUACCAUGAGGGAACAGUGCAUUCCAAACUUGGUGGAAUCAUGGUACCAAAUCCUACAAAACUAUCAGUAUACUAAUUCAGAAGUAACAUGUCAGUGCCUUGAAGUAGUUGGGGCUUAUGUCUCUUGGAUAGACUUAUCCCUUAUAGCCAAUGAUAGGUUUAUAAAUAUGCUGCUAGGUCAUAUGUCAAUAGAAGUUCUACGGGAAGAAGCAUGUGAUUGUUUAUUUGAAAUUGUAAAUAAAGGAAUGGAUCCUGUUGAUAAAAUGAAACUAGUAGAAUCUUUGUGUCAAGUAUUACAGUCUGCUGGUUUUUUCAGCAUUGACCAGGAAGAAGAUGUUGACUUCCUGGCCAGAUUUUCUAAACUGGUUAAUGGAAUGGGACAGUCAUUGAUAGUUAGCUGGACUAAAUUAAUUAAGAAUGGGGAUAUCAAGAAUGCUCAAGAGGCACUACAAGCUAUUGAAACAAAGGUGGCACUGAUGUUGCAGCUCCUAGUUCAUGAGGAUGAUGACAUCUCUUCUAACAUUAUUGGAUUUUGUUAUGAUUAUCUUCAUAUUUUGAAACAGCUUACAGUGCUCUCUGAUCAGCAAAAAGCUAAUGUAGAGGCAAUCAUGUUGGCCGUUAUGAAAAAAUUAACCUAUGAUGAAGAAUAUAACUUUGAAAAUGAGGGUGAAGAUGAAGCCAUGUUCGUAGAAUACAGAAAACAACUGAAGUUAUUGUUGGACAGGCUUGCUCAAGUUUCACCCGAGUUACUGCUGGCUUCUGUUCGAAGAGUUUUUAGUUCUACCCUGCAGAAUUGGCAGACUACAAGGUUUAUGGAAGUUGAAGUGGCAAUAAGAUUGCUCUAUAUGUUGGCAGAAGCUCUUCCAGUAUCUCAUGGUGCUCACUUCUCAGGUGAUGUUUCAAAAGCUAGUGCUUUGCAGGAUAUGAUGCGAACUUUGGUAACAUCAGGAGUUAGUUCCUACCAGCACACAUCUGUGACAUUGGAGUUCUUCGAAACUGUUGUUAGAUAUGAAAAGUUUUUCACAGUUGAACCUCAACACAUUCCAUGUGUACUGAUGGCUUUCUUAGAUCACAGGGGUCUGCGGCACUCUAGUGCAAAAGUACGGAGUAGAACUGCUUACCUGUUUUCUAGAUUUGUCAAAUCUCUGAAUAAACAAAUGAAUCCUUUCAUUGAGGAUAUUCUGAAUAGAAUACAAGAUUUAUUAGAACUUUCUCCACCUGAGAAUGGUUACCAGUCUUUGUUGAGCAGCGACGAUCAAUUAUUUAUUUAUGAGACAGCUGGAGUGCUGAUUGUUAAUAGUGAGUACCCAGCAGAACGGAAGCAGGCAUUAAUGAGGAAUCUGUUGACUCCACUCAUGGAGAAGUUUAAAAUUCUGUUAGAAAAAUUGAUGCUGGCGCAGGACGAAGAAAGGCAGGCAUCUCUUGCAGACUGUCUCAACCACGCUGUUGGAUUUGCCAGUCGAACCAGCAAAGCUUUCAGCAACAAGCAGACUGUGAAACAGUGUGGCUGUUCCGAAGUUUAUCUGGACUGUUUACAGACGUUCUUGCCAGCCCUCAGUUGUCCCUUACAAAAGGAUAUUCUCAGAAGUGGGGUUCGCACGUUCCUUCAUCGCAUGAUUAUAUGCCUGGAGGAAGAAGUCCUCCCGUUCAUUCCAUCUGCUUCAGAACACAUGCUCAAAGAUUGUGAAGCAAAAGACCUCCAGGAAUUCAUUCCUCUUAUCAACCAGAUUACAGCCAAAUUUAAGAUACAGGUAUCCCCAUUUUUACAACAAAUGUUUAUGCCUCUUCUUCGUGCAAUUUUUGAAGUUUUGCUCCGACCAGCAGAAGAAAAUGACCAGUCUGCUGCUUUAGAGAAGCAGAUGUUGCGCAGGAGUUACUUUGCUUUCCUGCAAACAGUCACAGGCAGUGGAAUGAGCGAAGUCAUAGCAAAUCAAGGUGCAGAGAAUGUAGAACGAGUGUUGGUAACUGUUAUUCAAGGAGCAGUCGAAUAUCCAGAUCCAAUUGCCCAGAAAACGUGUUUUAUCAUCCUUUCCAAGUUGGUAGAACUCUGGGGAGGUAAAGAUGGACCAGUGGGAUUUGCUGAUUUUGUUUAUAAGCACAUUGUCCCCGCAUGUUUCUUAGCACCUUUAAAACAAACCUUUGACCUGGCAGAUGCACAAACAGUAUUGGCUUUAUCUGAGUGUGCAGUGACGCUGAAAACAAUUCAUCUCAAACGGGGCCCAGAAUGUGUUCAGUAUCUUCAACAAGAAUACCUGCCUUCCUUGCAAGUAGCUCCAGAGAUAAUUCAGGAGUUUUGCCAAGCGCUUCAGCAGCCUGAUGCUAAAGUUUUUAAAAACUACUUAAAGGUGUUUUUCCAGAGAGCAAAGCCCUAAGGACUGGAUCUCCCUGUGCCUACUCCAUGAUCAGGAAUUCCAGUUAAUAAUUUAUAAAGAAACAGUUGCUGUGUGCCAUUCACACUGGUCUUUUUAACACUGCUUUGAGCUUAUUGCAGUAUAUGCUUUGGGAUUUUUCUGUAAAAUGGGUGUAAUUUUCCCUAAAUUACUGGUAUGUGACAACUAGAGAAGUUGCUUGCAUGCCAAUUCAAAUCGUUCUAUAUAAAAAUGCUGUUAUAAGAUACAGCAGUUAUCCUAGUACCUUUUUUUUUAACUUGAAAAUUUAAGUCCUUUAUAAAGACCAUAGCAGGAAAACUGUACUUUUUUUUUAAUUGCUGAAUAUAAAAUGUUUGAAAAUUUUAAUUUUCUUUUAUGUGUGCAGACUCAUCAAGUAUGGGGGAAAUACAACAAAUCAAAACUAAUUUUUUGUAGAUAGCCAUUACAUUUCUUUAAACUGUUUCAAUGCCAAUGUGUAUUCUACAAAAGAGAAUGGUUUCAUAAAUUAACUGAUUGAAGAGUAGGUGCUGGUGUUAUACAUUUUUUAUAAAAAAAAAAAAGGAAAUAAAUUUUACGUAGUGAAA
Molecule: messenger RNA, 3789 nt
Organism: Lipotes vexillifer (Yangtze River dolphin)
Lineage: Eukaryota; Metazoa; Chordata; Mammalia; Artiodactyla; Lipotidae
Gene: XPOT
Product: exportin for tRNA
Exons: 25
Coding region: 320-3208 (962 amino acids)
Biological process (GO): intracellular protein transport; tRNA re-export from nucleus
Cellular component (GO): nuclear pore; nuclear matrix; cytoplasm
Molecular function (GO): tRNA binding; small GTPase binding
Source: RefSeq, a predicted model, not a curated record